AUGCCUUUCGAAAGCCAGCAGGAAGAGCAACAGCAGCAGCAGGAACAACAGCAGAUGGUGGCCGGGCCAGGGCCCGAGAAGAUCCCGCAGGAGGAGGAAGCUGCCAAGAAGCAGAAGAAGCAGGAGGUGAUGGUGAGAUUCUUUAAAGCUGAAGAUAGAUACAAAGAAAGCUUAGUGGAAUUAGAAGAGGCCAUCGAGGCACGGAAUGAGGCCAUUGAGGCCAUGAACCGGCAAGAGGAGGUAAUGGCCCCGGUGGAUGAGGCGCUCCGGGGGCUUGAAGAGGACAUUGCGGCGAUAAGGGCAGAGUUCUGGGAGCUCACUUACGGAUAUAGUGAUGUUUAA
Aspergillus sclerotioniger CBS 115572 is the source of this 342-nucleotide messenger RNA. RefSeq lists its product as uncharacterized. The transcript is spliced from 4 exons. The coding region runs from base 1 to 342 and encodes 113 amino acids. The record is from RefSeq and is a predicted model, not a curated record. Lineage: Eukaryota; Fungi; Ascomycota; Eurotiomycetes; Eurotiales; Aspergillaceae.